GAAAGAAAAUGAAUUGUUUUAUGUCAAAACUCUUUUCCUUCGUUUAUCGGGCAGUGAAUUUAUCUGGCCAAAAUGACUGAAGGUACGGCUACCAUCAGGACGAGGAAGUUCAUGACCAACAGACUGUUGGCUCGGAAACAAAUGGUAGUAGAUGUCUUGCACCCAGGACAGCCCUCUGUUAAAAAAACAGACAUUAGGGAAAAACUAGCCAAGAUGUACAAGGUAACCCCAGAUGUAGUUUUCGUAUUUGGAUUCCGUACGAACUUUGGUGGUGGCAAAUCUACAGGCUUUGGCCUAAUCUACGACACCUUAGAUUUUGCCAAAAAAUUUGAGCCUAAACACAGGCUGGCUAGGCAUGGACUAUAUGAGAAGAAACAGCAGACACGUAAGCAGCGUAAAGAAAGGAAGAAUAGGAUGAAGAAAGUAAGGGGUACAAAGAAGGCCAAAGUUGGUGCUGCUUCCAAAAAGUAAGAAGAUAUGAACUUGGCAAGCUUUCCUGCAUUGUAUGGCCCAUAUCCACAAUCCAUGGAGAUUCUACAUAUGUGUUGUACAAUUCAAAAGCUGUUGUUAUUAAACCAACACCUUUUUACAUAAAAUAUAUUUAUAAGUAAG
Molecule: messenger RNA, 612 nt
Organism: Acanthoscelides obtectus
Lineage: Eukaryota; Metazoa; Arthropoda; Insecta; Coleoptera; Chrysomelidae
Source: the annotation of a GenBank genome assembly